AUGGACCUCUCGCUGCCCGCUGUCGUCAACGCGAUGGUGGGUAGCGAGAGCUCCUGGAACGCUGUCGCCUCCUUCUGCGAAGAGGUGAUGGCGCUGAAGGAGGCGGCAGAACGUCGGCGGGAGGAGGAUGCAGCCGCGGACCCUCUUCGCCGUCGUCGCGAUGGGCGCAGGCGGCAGGCGCACACCCGCCGUCUGCCUCCAGUCAGAACCAUCAACGGUUACAUUGUAACAUUGCUACAAGCGAAAUCUAAGGUGGCUCCGAUAAAGCAAAAAAUAACAUUGCCAAGGUUGGAGCUCAACGCAGCUCUACUAUUAGCAAGACUUCUAAAGAAAAUAAGAGACACGCUGAGGUGCGAUCAAAUUGAUUUAAAUAUGUGGUCUGACUCAAUGAUUACACUGGGGUGGAUAAAGGGAAAUCCCGGUAGAUGGAAUAAAUUCGUUGGCAUACGCGUAUCAGAAAUACGCAACUUGACAGUGCCAGAGAAGUGGAAUUACGUAAAAUCAUCAGAAAACCCAGCAGUUAUAAUUUCAAGAGGAAGUGAACCAAACGCGUUGCAGGAAAAUAAACUUUGGUGGGAAGGGCCGCUCUGGCUGAAAAAACAAAAUAUACCAAUGAAGAGGGUUAUCAUUGACACACACGAAGAGGAAAUACGGUCGUAUCACGCGAGUACCGAAGAAGAAAGUAACUUAUGGGAUAGGUUCUCGGAAUUACAACGUAUGUUAAGAGUAUUAACUUACUGUCGGCGAGUGUUUAGCAAAAAUAAAUCGAAUAAAACAUUACAAGUGGUGGAAAUACAGGAAACAUUACACAAAUUGUUAAAGAUUAUUCAGCAAAGAGAAUUCGAGACGGAAUAUAACGCGCUAUUAAAAGGAGGAACAGUGGGUAAAAAAGGUAGAAUAGCCGCUUUGGAUCCAUUCAUUGAUGAAGAAGGACUGAUACGAGUUGGAGGAAGAUUAAGUAAUUCAACGUUAACAUACAAUCAGAAACAUCCCAUAAUACUACCAUUUAAACAUCAUGUAACAGAUCUAUUAAUAAGAGAUGCGCACAAGGAAACACUACAUGGCGGUAAUCAGGCAACACUUUGCUAUAUAAGGAAUAAGUACUGGAUACUCGGGAUCAAACGAAGAAUCAAAACAGUAUUGAACAAAUGUGUAAAAUGCAUUCGCUAUAAGGGUGUAAAUACGCACCAAAAAAUGGGCCAAUUACCAACCGCACGAGUGACACCAUCACACCCAUUUAGUUCUUCAGGAGUGGACUAUGCAGGACCGAUUCAAGUGCGCACAACGAAGGGGCGAGGCCACAAAUCUUACAAAGGUUAUAUUGCGUUGUUCGUUUGUUUAGCAACAAAGGCAAUACACUUGGAAUUAGUAAGCGAUAUGACAACAUCAUCAUUCCUCGCGGCCUUCAGACGAUUUACAGCAAGAAGAGGACAUUGUUAUCACAUGUACAGUGAUAAUGGAACAUACUUUGUAAAAGCGGCAAAAACACUACAACACGAAGUACUUGAAAUAACACAAAAACCACACCUUCAGGAUAUAAUAACGAACAUCGGUACGCAAUGGCAUUUCAUACCAACACAUUCACCUCAUUUUGGCGGUUUAUGGGAACGGGGAGUAAGAUCAAUGAAACAUCAUCUGAAAAGGACUAUUGGAGAAGCGACACUGACGUUCGAAGAACUCACCACACUCCUAUGUCAAAUAGAAUCAUGUCUGAAUUCAAGACCUCUAUGCAAAAUGGAUGAGAAUAUCGAGAGCAUGCAAGCUUUAACGCCGAGUCACUUCCUUAUUGGAAGAGAAGCAGUUGGUAUCCCGGACCCUAUAGAACAGUGUAUCAUUAGAGAACCUACGUUAAGAUGGAAAAUGAUACAAAAAAUAAAAAAGGAGUUUUGGAAAAGCUGGACAAGUGACUACUUAAAUCAGUUACAACAAAAAUACAAGUGGCGAAGUCAAGGACCGAACGUGAAACCAGGAGACAUAGUGGGGGGUACCGAUACCUCUGGUAUUGGAGAAUCCCCCUCCGCGCGUUUACGCCUGAACUCCCGCUUGGAGUUUGGGCGUAAGCGCGCGGGCCGCCCUGCGUAUUCUGGGGGGGGCACCAUUCCGCUCGUUGCUGGAGCUCGGGGCAAAAGCAAGAAACGCGCAGCGGUUUCCCCUAAAACGUUCGCCGUGGACGUCUGUAACAUUAGGGGACUCCACUCUAACUUGGAGGAAUACCAGAUGUGGAAGAUCAUACACCUUCCCUGCUGGACCUUCUGCUGA
This is a messenger RNA of Papilio machaon (common yellow swallowtail), 2259 nucleotides long. RefSeq lists its product as uncharacterized. Gene Ontology annotation, molecular function: nucleic acid binding. NCBI's taxonomy places the organism in Eukaryota, Metazoa, Arthropoda, Insecta, Lepidoptera, Papilionidae. Bases 1 to 2259 code for a protein of 752 amino acids. The record is from RefSeq and is a predicted model, not a curated record. The transcript has 3 exons. Gene Ontology annotation, biological process: DNA integration.